This is a messenger RNA of Peromyscus maniculatus bairdii (prairie deer mouse), 15109 nucleotides long. RefSeq names its product potassium channel tetramerization domain containing 16 (gene Kctd16). Gene Ontology annotation, cellular component: signaling receptor complex; postsynaptic membrane; presynaptic membrane. Gene Ontology annotation, biological process: protein homooligomerization; regulation of G protein-coupled receptor signaling pathway. Lineage: Eukaryota; Metazoa; Chordata; Mammalia; Rodentia; Cricetidae. Gene Ontology annotation, molecular function: protein binding. The record is from RefSeq and is a predicted model, not a curated record.
CAGCGUCCCCGCCCUGCGCCAGCAACCAGCGCCUCCCGUCCAGUGCCCACCGCGAGCGCCACGUCCCCGUCAGCGCUGGCAACCUGUCACCGCCGAGGACGUGACUCCGAGCUGCCUCCGCUCUCUCCAAGCCCUAUUCCUUUAAGAUGAUGUAAUAGUCAUUUCCCUGGAUGGUUUCUUGCCUGCACUGCUCACACCACAGCAUCCGAACUGCUCCUGGCACCGUGGGACCUCCUAGCUCCGGAGCUCGAGCCCCGCAGGCAUCUCCCUGCCGCCCGGGCUUCUUCCCGCUCCUACCUGGCAGGGAUAUGGGCGUCCCUUUGCCCUUGCCGGCAGGUGGGGUGGCUGCUGCGACCCUGGCUGGGCGCAUCUGUCUGUCUCUCCGCCUCUGGGCUCUCUGAACGCCUCAAAGUCCAGUUACCUCUUGCAACUCUCCCAGGUGUAAAGGAUCUGCUCUAAAGGUUUUGAUUUUGAUAUUUUUUUCUCUUCCUGCCGAAGGUUUGGUUGAAUUUUUUUUUUCCCUUUGCUUCACUUCUUCGACUCAGCCUUCUUCUCACGGUUCAACUUUUUUUUUUUUUUCUCGAUCCAUUUGAACUAGAGAUUUGGGAGUGAAUACGUACACACAUACAUACAUAUAUACAAACGUACUUUUCCGAGCGCGUAAGUGCGGGAUCGUUUAUUUUCCGAGAGCACAUCUCUCUGCCACUUUUCACUGAUACCUCUGUCCUUUACCUGUGUGGGAUUUGACAAGACCCAGUGUGGCUGUGGUUUUCGAUUGCUCUGGAAAAGGUUAUUUCUUCGCAAGAACUAAGUCUCCAGCACUCGCUAAGAAAGACCUCUGAGUAACUGGGCACUCGGCCUUCUUGCCUACCCGGCCUAAUGGAAGAUCGAAUGUAGACAAGCUGAUUUUUACAUCCUGUGAAGUAGUAGCUCACUACCAGACAGCUUUAAACUUCCUGUCCAACAUUACUUCACCUGUGGACUCUCCUAAAAUUUGCUCUGUUGGGGGAAUAAAGAGAAAAACCGGGGUAAGAGGAAGUCAUUUUUGAACAAGUUAACACCUUUUCUUUCCCUCCCUUACAACUGGAUGCAAAGCCUGGGGCUGUGACUCUCGUCGGAUUGUACCUUUCAGUCCAGGAACCUGCACAAGAAAGGGACAAUGGCUCUGAGUGGGAACUGUAGUCGUUAUUAUCCUCGGGAUCAAGGGGCUGCAGUUCCCAACUCCUUCCCCGAAGUCAUAGAGCUGAAUGUUGGGGGCCAGGUUUACUUCACCCGCCAUUCCACAUUAAUAAGCAUCCCCCAUUCCCUCUUGUGGAAAAUGUUUUCCCCAAAGAGAGACAACGCUAACGAUCUAGCCAAGGACUCCAAGGGAAGGUUUUUCAUUGACAGAGAUGGCUUCCUGUUCCGUUAUAUUCUGGACUAUCUCAGGGACAGGCAGGUGGUCCUGCCUGAUCACUUUCCAGAAAGGGGAAGGCUGAAAAGAGAGGCUGAGUAUUUCCAGCUCCCUGACCUCGUCAAGCUGCUGGCCCCCGAGGAAGUCAAGCAAAGCCCAGAUGAAUUCUGUCACAGUGAUUUUGAGGAUGCCUCCCAAGGAAGCGACACAAGAAUCUGCCCUCCUUCACUGCUCCCUCAUGACCGCAAGUGGGGUUUUAUUACUGUGGGCUACAGGGGAUCCUGUACCUUGGGCAGAGAGGGGCAAGCAGAUGCCAAGUUUCGGAGAGUUCCCCGGAUUUUGGUUUGCGGAAGGAUCUCCUUGGCAAAGGAAGUCUUCGGAGAAACUUUGAAUGAAAGCAGAGACCCAGACCGAGCCCCAGAAAGAUACACCUCCAGAUUUUAUCUCAAGUUCAAACAUCUGGAAAGAGCUUUUGAUAUGUUGUCAGAGUGUGGAUUCCACAUGGUGGCCUGUAACUCCUCGGUGACAGCAUCUUUUGUCAACCAGUAUACAGAGGACAAGAUCUGGUCGAGCUAUACCGAAUACGUCUUCUAUCGUGAGCCUUCCAGGUGGUCCUCCUCUCAUUGCGAUUGCUGCUGCAAGAACGGCAAGGGAGACAAAGGGGAGAGCGGCACCUCCUGCAACGACCUCUCCACUUCCAGCUGCGACAGCCAGUCAGAGGCCAGCUCUCCCCAGGAGACGGUGAUCUGUGGUCCUGUAACGCGCCAGAGCAACAUCCAGACUCUGGACAGGCCCAUUAAGAAGGGCCCCGUGCAGCUGAUCCAACAGUCGGAGAUGAGGCGGAAAAGUGACCUGCUCAGGACUCUGACGUCGGGCUCCAGGGAGUCGAACAUAAGCAGCAAAAAGAAAGCUGCGAAAGAAAAGCUCUCCAUCGAAGAAGAGCUGGAGAAGUGCAUCCAGGAUUUCCUGAAGAUAAAAAUUCCAGAUCGCUUCCCCGAGAGAAAACAUCCUUGGCAGUCUGAACUUUUACGGAAGUACCAUCUAUAGGGGAGGGCUGGGGAUAGUCACCAUUUUGAAAUAAACCUCCCCAAAGGAAGACAUAUGUUAAAGGAAAAUGUCAACUAAUGAUCCACAUUUGUUAGAACACAAUAGUCCAUUGAUGUACUACUGCCUACUUUAACUAGCUCACCUUAACGUGUAAAUCCACAGGGUAGAUUUCUUUCCAGAUGUGGAACCAGAAGCGCGCUCCUCUGUUGUCCUUUGUCUUUUAUUAACUUGGUCCCAUGUGCUGAGAGUCUUACAUACAAUGAAAGCUGGCUCCAUGUGAGUAGCUCACGGGCUUUGGGAGUCAUCCAUCCCAAACCGGUUUUUUUUCCCCCCUCUCAUUUUCUGCCUCCUUCCUUUGGUCAAGGAUGGGGAAAGAGAUAUGAUCCAGUGGCAUAUGUCAAGACUUUUAAUUUUUUCUUUCCUUUUGUUUACGGGGUGAGGGGAGAAUGGCAGAUUUGUAUGAUUUUUUUCACUUAGAUCUCUAUGUGCCAGUUUCUAUUGACUCUGUAUGCAUGAGCACUUGUGCAACACAAAGCACAAUAUAUGUCUGUAUAUAUGCACAACGGAUGCACAUGACCCAGGGGCUGGACAGCAAAGGACUGGCACCCUGCUGCCAGCUGCCCCCCACCCCCACAAGAGCACUUCAGACAAAGGAACCUCUGCCUCUUUAUUCAAACCCUCCUGGGCAGAUUUUCCAGCCUCCCUCGGCAACACUUUCUAAUGCUGAAUAGGCUCCCAUCAUCAACGAAUUCUCUUUCUUAUUUUGAAGUGAAUACCCCCCCAGGCUCCUUUGCUCUGCCGUGCUCUUUCCCUACAUUAGGAGACAGGGAGAUGAGCUAGUGGAACACUGUUUGUGUUUGAAGAAACUAGCAGAUAUUCUCAUUCAUAAACACAGCUUGGAGAUGCCCUGCACUCAGCCUUCUCCAUUCUUAUUUGAUGAUCACCAUUCUCUCUACCUGAAUCAGAGUUCUAAUUUUCCCACAUUUUUCCUGAUGAGGCCUUUUGUAUAAUUCAGGCAAGUCCUUUGCAUCCUUAUGAGUUGUGAAGCUGUGAACAACACACAAUGAUUGAAGAUGCAUCCAGCCUUCAGUUUGCUUGCUUUAGAGGAUUUGUACCCCCACAUGCUUCCUAAUUUCUCAUACGAACUUUAAACUACACCUGUACAUUGUUGCUUGCUUAUAGCCAGGCUUGGUUGCCUUUGGGAUCCUGGGGUCUGGCUGCGGCCAUACUAUGGUUUAGUUGUACCAUUUCUAAAAUGUCUGUAAUGACCCGAGUGGGUGGGGCUGGAACACAAAAGUUAUGAAUUUGACUUUUUAAGCUUUUUAAAAAAUAUAUUCCUGACCUGUAUAGAUACAGUCCAAAAGAAAUUGUUAACAAUGUCUAUCCACAUGACUCUUGUCUUCUAUUAAUCUCUCAAUAGUUCUUUUGUUCACUUGUGCUAAUGAAUGUCCAAAGACAAAUUUUAAUUUUCAGCAUUCUUCACACAUCUCAGUGGUAACUGAAAAAAUGAUUUGUCACUAUAAUGUGCCAAACAUUCCUAAUUUUUUGGUGUGUGUGUGUGUAUGUGUGUGUGUGUGUGUGUGUGUGUGUGUGUACAUGUGCACACACAUAUGUUUAAUUAGCACAGGUAAUAAAGACAACCAGACAAUAUCUAUGGGAGGAAAAUCUGAUGACCAGUUUCUUCUUUCUGAAAACUUUCAUUUAGGUACAUUUGUUAUUUAAGAAUCUCCUCAUUGAUUUAUUGGUACCUGUUAGUCUUUCUGAAUUUUUUGUAAUUCUUUACUACACAGGUGGAUAAUAGGAUAAGGCAAUGCUUUCUUGUCCUGAUGCUUCAGAGAGUUUAAAAUUUUAAGUGAAAAAGGAAAGGUGCUGAGUUGCCAGGAAAAUUAUCAUUUAUAAAAGUAUUCUUUUGUGUAUUAAUAUUUUAGCAGAUAGUUGAUGGAUAGCUUUGUGUAAAGCCUACUAAUGCAUUCUGUGUUUCUUGAUGGUACAUCAAAGACACCAUCAUAGUAACUAUAGAAGAUACUGAGAAGCAUCAUGGAUCUUAAUGGAUCAGAAGACAGUGGAUGUAAAUGACUGGCCAGAUGAUCAUUGACUCACUGAAAUGGCUUUCAGAGAAUCUGAGAUUUGAAUAAAUUGGCCAAAGUCCCCAGUUUCCUUAAAUUUCAGCCCUAAUCAUAAUUGUAUCAAGACAUUGAGGCACUCAAGAACUGGGCUGGCCAUCAACCCAUAGUUACUACUUCAGUUUUCAAAUAGGAAAUAAAAUGCUAUACCCAAAGUAUUAUAGCAAUGUUCUGCAGGCUCUGUUGUUAAGGCAUUUCUUUUUUCUUCCCAGAUACUCUGUACCCACAGCUAACAAGCUAAGUAGUAGAAAUCUGUUGAAAAACAACAACAUAUCACUUUCUUUUUUGGGCUACCUGUAAAAUGGCAUCUGCCCCAUGGUAAAAUGUUGAAACAGAAAAUACCAAAAGCAUGGCAUUCACUUGUGAGGGUGUUGACAUGUUCAGGAAUAGAGCCCAGGUUAGUAAAAGGCUUUGAGGAGGCACCAAGAAUAUAAAGUCUUAGGUUCCCUUUGGCAUGGAGUGAUCUAUCUAGCGUGCUCCUUGUAGUCUUCAACACACUGGGAAUAAUCUUUGGCUAAGUGAACCAUGAGAUUAAGCAUUCUGGUAUCCCUGGCUUCUGAGCCAUAAGUUCAGUUAUGGACAGAACAAUAUUAUAUACAGUUCAGUUCUUGAAUGUGGAUUUUGACAGGAGCUGUACAUUGUUGCUAUCAAGAAAUGAAUAGUACUGGAUGGUCAAAUGAAUGAGACUUGACAUGUGUAUAGACUGAAUUUGGGCUGCCUUCUCUGAAAUCCUGUAAGGCUAAAUUCUAUGAACUUGGGGAGGUCAUUAAAUGGAUAUGUAGUCUCCUGAAGUCAGGGACAUAUUUAUAAAGUCCUCCUACCCACUAUUAAGAAGGGAACACUAUGCAAACAGCAGAGGGAAAAGGAAAACACAUGUUAACAUAAUUUAUAAUUACCUCUUCCACUGCUCAGAAAAAAAUGCACUGAUGUAGUCAUAAGCAACCCUGUGAAGUGGCUUCCAAAAUACACUGUGAUGUAUUCCUGUGCACAUCAGCAUAUCUGUCCUACUGGACAUGCGUGCAUGCCUCAUUUUUAAAAGGGAGGAAGAGUGCAAUGACAAAUGUGCCUAUCACUUGGCCUUGUUUGAUUCAGAAGCAUUCUUUUUCACAGCUGGCAGGUGUCUGUUCAUUAUUUAUUCUCUUAGCCACCCUGCUUAUGAUUCUGGAUUAUGUUUGCUUCUCCAGACUCUCCAGUCCUCUGAGUAUCUUUUUUUUUUUUUGAUAAGCAGAACAUGCUCCAAGGAGGGAAAUUAAUGGCAGAUACAAUAUUUAAAAAAAAAAUUACUCCAGUACAGUUCCUACAAUGAAAGUCAAAACUUGAUUCUCAAACUUUUCUUUGCUAUCACUUCAAUCUUUCAAUUUGGUAUAUAGUAGAGUAGACCAACCCAGAAGAGCUGAGAGUUGGCAUUCUCUACCAUUGGAUAUAUUGUCAUGGAAUUUGAGUAAUGGUGGCCUUAUGUUUGAUCUUUGCCAGAAUUAAUAAGACAUUUUCUGCGAACUUAUAGGAUGAAUUUUUUGUCAUCUCUACUUGACAUAACAAUUUUCUAAGGAAAAAUGAAGGGAAUUAUUUUCCCCCUGGUGACUCUGUGGCAGAUAAAUGUUUUUACCAAUUUGCAUGCUGAGUUAUAGGUUUUAGCAUGGGCCAUUUCUCUCUUUAAUGUCUUGGUAUUGUUGGCAUCUUGCAAUCUUGAUGGCCUACUGUUCCAAUUUAUUUAUUUUCUCUUACAGUGUUAAAAGAACACACUAGAGAAAGAAUCAGAGUGAGCAGUGUGUAUUUGGACCUACAAUGGAGUUAGAUGUCAUUGGUAAGGGACUACACAAUGAUAGAUAUCUACAAAGAAAUUAGAGGAAAUGAAACAUGCUGGAAUGAGUUUGAUUUAUAUUGCCUUCAUCACUUUGGUUCUAGAUGAAAUGGUUAUUGCUCCCCAUCCCCGUGGAAAGAAGAGUCUUCAGCUUUAAUGACUACAGCCUUGUGAUGCAGCCACAGUAUUUGCUUUGAAAUGUCUGCUCUUCUCAUUUUGCUAUGGACACUGGUAAGGGGAUUUUCCCCCAGUGACCACUGCUGCAAACACUUUUGUAGUCUGGUAUUCAUCACACAUUAAAUUCACUUAUGGCACUUUCUGAAAAGGAGAUCCCCUUAUGUAGACUUCAGAGUCAGAUUCAUAAAACUUUUAGCAGGGGCAGGAAAUCUGCAUUUUGAACUAGUAUACUACUAGUAUUUAGUAGUUUUGAUGAUCCAAGGACCACACCUUAAGAAAUACUAUUGAGGAACUAAGGAGAAGUCAACAUAUAAUUCAAAUCAAGUGCCUUUCACUGUCUAUGAAAGGUCCAUAAAAUCAUGCUUCGGGACUAGGCCACAGUAUGUCUCCAAAAUCCCUUUAUCACUUCAUCUGCCAUUCAACCAAAGUCUUCUUCCCAUAAGGUCUAUGUUUGUGCCUUUUCCUUGAGUCGGAAAGCCUAUAUCAUUACAGCUUUAUCUUUUGGCAGAUGGGCCUCUGCUCCUCAGUCAGAAAGCCUGUAUCAUUAUAGCUUUAUCCCAGGUGGACGGGGAAUAUCUCUGAGAGAAGCGUAUUUUAAUAAUACCCAACAGGGAAUGAAAGUAAUGAUGCCUUUUGUGCCAGCUGUUCAUUUUAUUACUCAGUUUGGGUCAAAGGAGCCAGAAAGUAAUCCAUAAUUUAAUGACUAUGCUGCACCAAACAUGGUUCCAUUGAUGAAAUACACAGAUAACACCAAAGCAAUGUGGAAUAAUCAGUGAUUUCAGCUGUUUAAUCAAUACAAUCCUGAACCAUUGAAUUACUUGCUUAGUCCAGUUUAACGUAAGCAGGAUAUGAGGCUCGUAGAUGAUGGAGAUUUUUGAACCAUAAUGUUAACCAAAAAAUGUAAAUGAAAAGCCUAUGUAUAAGAAUAAGCAUAUGAGAAAGGACAGAAGGAAUUAAAAAUGGUGACAACCCAACUGUAAGGACACAAAGGAAGUGAAGUUCUAUAAUUUUCCCCAGUGAUUCUACCAGAAGAGACUGCCACACCAUAAUCUCUCUCUCUCUCUCUCUCUUCUCUCUCUCUCUCUCUCUCUCUCUCUCUCUCUCUCUCCCAUUGUCUGUCUGUCUGUCCAUCUGUCUGUCUGUCUUUCUCUCACACACACAUACACCAUAGAGGCUGGAAGGUUACAAUGACUCACCCACUUGACCCUAGCAUAUAACAGAAGAAUAACUGGAUGAAUGACAAAUGCCCAUAUGGAACAAGAAGUAGAAUAAUUAACUUGUCAUGAGCAUUAAUGAACAUUUAAAUAAAUACAAAAGGAAGCGAGAAACAGCUAAUGAAAUAGAUGACCUUGAGCAGCUAACUUAGAUUAUUUGAUCAGUAUAAACACACACACACACACACACACACACACACACACACACACACACAGUUCAAUUUGUUUCAUUCUGUUGCUUUCCCUGCUCUGCACCCAAAUGGGAAGAUGCUUUUAUUGGCCCAACUCCCUAACCUUUUUAAAAAACAAAUUCCUCUUGUUUGUGAACAAAUUGCAUUGUUAAUUGGGUAAUGAAUUUUAAGCCCUAGAAUGUCAGCCAUCCUUUAUUUAGAGAAACUAUUUUUUAAAAGAUAAAGGACAAAAUGUUCCCUAGCCCAGUAAUUAUCACAUGGUUUGUCCUGGAGGAGGGUAGGGGUAAUUUUCCUGUUAAUCAGCCUUGUAAAAGCACUUAAAGGCCAACUAAGGAUUUAGUGAGUCUGAACUUCUGUGAUCUCCUCUGUCUUGUUUAGGUUAUUCUUAGAAGGAACCUUUAGCUAUUACCUGAAUUUACACAAUAAAAACCAGCAAAAGUUUAGGUUCUUUCUUUCUUUUUUUUUUUUCUUCCUAAUAUUGGGUCUAUCCAUCACUGAUGGAAGCAGAACUGAUGCAUUGCCAAGUAGUGAAUAGUUACUGCAAAGUUGCAGCUGUGUGUUCAUGGUGUGGGUGUACACACAGGUGUAUGCCUUGCUUUUACAUACCUGUUUGGCCAGUGGUUAUUGAUCAUGUGAGUACAUAAGAAAAUUCCUUGGUUAAAAAAUUUAAUGUAUUUUUAAAUUCUGAAAGAUAGGUUAUCAUUUAAAAUAUCAACUGAUUAAUAUUGGUCCCCUGAUAUUAUUAAAACAUUACACAUUUCUAGGGUGUGGGGUGAUCAAACUCCCUGUCAUGAUGUGUAAAGUCAAGCAUGAAAUCUUACAUAAAAAUAAACAAACAAAUAGGAAAGAAAAAGAAGGUAGUGUCAGAAUUGAAUCCAGAGUCUAAGGUAGGGGGACAAGAGCUCCAGCACUUGGCUGCAACUGGAGCCCAGAAGAAUGCAUUUGGGGGAAGUUAAACUAGAAUUCAUGUCGGUCAUUAACUGUUUUUCUCCAUUGUGACCAGGGGUCAGUAGUUUAUCUUUUUGUGUGGAGACAAACAAUUUCAGAAAUUCUAUUGGUUUGAUUAGGCUGUGUGCAUUUAAGGCAGUUCCUGCCAACUAGGCAUGAUUUUGUGGCCCAGCGGUCUUUGGCAAUCCCCGAAGACAUUUUUGACGGUCAUGACUGACGGGUGCUGCUGAAAUCCAGUGAGUAGAGAUGAGAGACUGCCAAGACUCCUCCAGUGCUCAAGGAAGACUCUCACAGCAAAGAAUUGUCUAUUAAAAAAUCCUAAUACUGCCUAAGAUGAGAAACUUAACGAAGGAAUGCUUUACAUUCCUUUUUCUUUCCUUUAUUCUUCCCCAAUAUAAUACCUCUAUGGAUUAUUUAGGAUUUCUAUACAGUGCACCCUGAUCACAUUCACCUCCCAUUCCUCCCAGGUCCACCCUCCCACCCUUGCACCGCCCCCCCCACACACACAUAAAGAAAGAAAAGGACUAAGUCCUGCUUGUGCUGCCCACUCAUUGGAGCAUGGUCAAACUCCCAGUGGCCAGCCCCGAAAGAUAAAAGAAUCCUUUCCCUCCCCCUGCUAGAAGCCAUGACUUCCUUUCUGCACCGUGUCUAGAAAAAAAACUCCUGGUCAAAGCAAAAGCUAGGAAAGAAUCACCACAAUCACCAACUUAAGUGUGUGGGUUUUUAUGACGUCUGAUGCAACCGUCACUUUAUAUAGAUGUGAGAGCUGAGGGUUAGAAGAAGGAAUACACCAUCGUUUUUUUCAGGGUCAUGAAAGGGAAGUGGCUGUCUGUGGUUUAGGCAGCCAGGUGAUUUCUAGAUGAGUCUUUUUGCCUUCCUCACCCAAUUACACUUCGUUGAUGUUGUCAGUCAGGUCGAAGCACUUUGGAGUCUUUGGGGUUUUGCAUGACUCCACCGGAAUGCUUUCUGAGCUGAUCAACAGUAGACUACAAGGUCUCAGACAUAAAUUCAGGAAGGGGGAGAAAGUUCUCAUAGUGGACCAAAGAUUUUAUUAUUUUAACUGUUCAUUUUAUACCUUAUUUAUUUGGGUUCAUUAACGAUGGCACUUAGAUCUUGAAAAUAUGUUUCCUUGUUUCAUAGACUUGCACAGGUCUGGUUCUCACUCCCGGUUGUCAUAGACAUGACAAGCCUCAGAAGCCCUGGGUGCUGAGCCUCAUCUAGGAGGCACAUGCCAACUCUCUGAGGAAACUUUUGUGGCCUUAAAAAAAUUGGUAUCUAUUUUAAAUUAAUCAGACCAGCAUUAAAGUGAUAGAAUAAAGAUUAUCAUAUCCCCAUUUUACAAAAGGGAAACUAAAGACUGGAGAGUUUAAAUCAAUCAAUCAAUCAAUCAAUCAAUCAAUCAAUCAAUCAUAUAUUUGUUUGUGUAUGUACCCAUCAAAUAUUGGUGGAAUGCAUGCCGUGUAAACACCACUGCAGCGAACAAUAUGAACUACUCAGAAAUUCAAUUUUGGAUAAAGAACUUGAAUUCAUGUCACCCAAACAUAUUAUUUCGGUAUGUUUUCUAUAUUUAUCCUAUGUAUGUAUAUUAGAUCAACAUAUUAGAAUUAUCAGUUAAAAACCAAGUUUUAAGGAAUGUCUAUUAAUGAUUUGUCGUUUCAUGCCAGAAACUCUACUUGGUAUUUAACAUACCACAUUUCACUAAAUCAUAUACUAAUCUAACAAUGUACCCUCCCACACGCCCCUGGCCUCUGUCACUGCCGCUUGCCUUACAGAUAAGCUCAAUACCACUCAGAGAGAGAAAGUGGCAUACAGGCCCAUAAAAACAGUGGCAGAAACAUGUUUUCACUUGGGCUUAUUUUUGUAUUCCAAUGGCUGUGGACUUAACCACCCCAUCAAAUAACCGCUUCCCUUUUUAUUAUGAACUUUUGUCUAUUUCUCUUUUUCUCUUACUGUUUAAGUGAAGGGUAGCCCGCAUGAUCUCUGCCCAGCCCCCUUUUUCAAAUAAAUGGGUUAUUUAAAAACCACAACUACUCUUAGGCAUGAAUUUUCGGAGGAGAUAAGGAAAAGGCAGAUUUGGAAGGCAGGUCUCUGUUCUCUCUGCCAUGGACUUUACUUUGCACUCCAAACCCUCUGGGGGGCAGUCAUAGUGCACAACUAAUAACACCUGUCCAGCCCUAAGGAGUGCUCACCCUAGGCUGGUUUCCAUACUGGGAGGGCUGGACCUGAGACUGCUUGCCAUGCUGUGUACAGGGCGCCAGGGCAGAACUCAAAAGACACACACCAGGUGGGCGGGCGGCUGUGCACAUGUGUUAUACAGACAUGUGUCUAUGUACCCUUCUGCUUUCUCAUUUUGACUUUUUUUUGCAAAUAUUAGUGGUUAUUUUUUAUUCAAGUCAGAUCAAAAAUACAAAUGAAUUGGCUUCCCACAGUAUCUCCUGAUUACUCUUCUGAGCUGGGGUGGGGGAUAAAGCAAAAAUUGGCAAUGAAAUACAAGAGUGUGUGUAAGGGGCAUGGGUAUCUGGUGUUUUGUGUGUUGGUGUAUAAAUUGCAUGUAUAUAUGUAUAUAUGUGUGUACAUCUAUCUAGAUGUAUAUAUAUAUACAAAUAGCUAUAUAUCUAUACAUAUGUAUACACAUAAACAUGUAACUUGAAACUUUGAAAUUUUGAGUUUAGGAAACUAAUUAUUACAGUUUAUAUUGGUUUCCUAGAUAGUCUAUUGCAGUUCUGGUUUCCAGAAUUCUCUUCUACUAUGAAUGUAUAUAUUUAUCAAUGAUACAGAGAAUAUGAUACAAAUACCUAGAUUUAACUUCUAUGGAUAAAACUGUAUUUAAAGAAAUGCCAAACCAUGGGUUGGAAUUUCAAACUAUAUGUUUCAAAAUGUUCACAACAAAAACAAAACAAAGUGGAAGGAAAGAAACAAAAUGCCACCAUACGAAAGUGGUGAUUUUUUAGGAAGAAAAGAAAAAGAAAACAACAGCAGAAACCCACUGGCUAUUGCCCAGGGCUCUCUCACUCACCUGUUGAUGAAAUUGCUCUCUUGUAGUCCAUGGGGUCUAUGCGGCCUGCAUGAUCAUGAGUGACACUGGUUAUCAGUCUAACUAUGUUGAAGUUACAGCAAUCAGUUUAAAAUAUACGUAUUGUAAAUAGGUGCCAAAUCUCCAGGGCACAUCGAGCACCCCAAUCCCUCUCUAGUCCCCUGCCAAUCACCUAUUCAGCCUGUUUAUACAAGUAUCAAAAAGUUGUUCAGAAAAGGAGGAUCAGAGUCAAAUGAAAGAAAGCACGUCUUACUUGUUUGGAUAUCCUACAGACAGAAGAGCCAAAUGUCUAAAUUUGGGGCAAAAAGGCAGGCUCUCAGUCAGAGUCAAGUGCUCUGGAGGUCAUGGGAGAAUGUGAGAAGUGUUUGAAGUUAACCUAUGCAGGCUUCCCUGGGGCUUCUUGGGAUCAGUUUGUAAGCACAUAAGCCUGAUCCUUCAAAGAAAGUCUGUUUCCCAAGCCAGGGUUCAGCUGAUAGAUUCCUCCUUCCUGGGGACCUAUGGAGAGGGCCCACAGAACCAAACACCAAGGCAUCCAAGUAGGCAAAUUAUCUCCAUAGGCUCUCUACAUGUGUAGUCUUGAAGGCUUGAGGAAGAAAUACCCUUUCUUCCUGCUUUUUAAUGAAAUGUUCAAAUCAAGUUUAAGAACUCUUGCAGUUAUUUUCUUUGUUCCCAACAUUUUGGAACGGAUAGGAAGUUUUACAUCAUCCUCUCUUUGAGUUCCCUUGUGGAUUUUUUUUCCCAUUUAUUUAUUUUUAUUUUUAUUUUAAAGGAAACUGAAUCAGGAGAAUUUUCUUAACAUGUUCUGCCUAAUUUAGAGAACGGCAUAGCAAUGUAGUUUUGGAAAGCACGCAGGGUGGGGAAGUGGGGGUACCAACAUUGCUCGUUACUGUCUCUCGGUAUAAGAAACUGGAUUCAUGAUUUAUUGAAAUGGUAUCCUAUCUAAAACAUUCAGAGAAACUAACUUACAAGAACUUCACUUCAGAAGUUCCCUGAAAUUUGUGAAUGGGAUCAGCUUCCAGUGACACUCUUCAGGCUGACAAUAACAUUCAGCUAAGUCUGUGAUGAGCGACUCUGUGAUGGUGGAAAGAAGCUACACAAAGUUACGCUCUCAUUCUCCACAUCUUUCACAACCAAGCAGAGCACUAGAAACAGAACAGUUUCCUUAAAUUCAGUGUACGUGUUUAAAUGCUAGCCGUAUCACCUUUGACCCUUCUCAACUUUGGGGCUGUGUUGAAUAAGCUACCUGAGAUCUCCAGAUACAUACAGCAGGGAUUGCCACAUUUCUCUUUGCAUCUGUCUCUGAUGCUUUGAAUGUGAUGUUACACCACAUGGAGGUACCUGGAUUUUGCUGGAGCUAACACUGAAUGGUGAUUGACAGGGGCCUUGCUCAUGUUCCUUUUUUGCUGACCUCAUUCCGGCACCUGAUGAUGGGUCAGUUUGUUGCGCAUUGAUACAUACUAAGGGACACCCAUUGAAAUUACCUCUUUGCUUCUCCAAGGCAGUUUGCUUGUACAUAAGUGUAACGUCAACUUGUUUACAGGUUCUUUUGUGUAUAAUUGUGAUAGCAGAUUUAGCUCAAGCCCUAAGAGAAUCUGUUUACUGAAUGGUGUUAAAAUGAAUGUGCUUAUUACAGGAUAAACAUCAUUAAUUAUUGAUUCACAUGAAUGCAUGUCUAUAUGUCAUCAAUUUCCAUCAGCUCAGAUAUUCAACAAGAGUCUGCAGUCUGUGAAUAGCAAAAGUACGUAAGCUGCUGUGACUGAUAACUUAGUAACUGUUUUACCUUGCUUUGUAGCACUGUAGAUCUUAGCCUGCUGUAUUUCUUUCUUGUAUAUUUGAUUUGUGAGAGAAACAUGGUUAAAAAAAAGAAUACUACCAAUGUCCCAGUAGAACUGCACAGCAAUCAUUGGUCAACUCAAAAGGCAAAUCCCUACAGAUGGAGCAAUAGCCUGAGCAACACAUGAGUGUAUUCAUACAUAUGUAUGUCUAUGUAUGCAAAGUCUGCAGUGCUAAUGACUACCAUCCAUCCUCACUGCCAAUGGGAACAAAGUAUCUUCUUUGGAAUCACUGAUGGAUAUGGAAAAAAAUCAUUUUCUAUUAACUGCUUUCAUACUUUGUUUUGUUCUUAUGGUAUGGUAGAUGAUACCGGUGCAGUAUCAGUAUUGUAAAAUUGUGUGGCAAAAACUGCAAAAGUAAUUCUGUGGAUAUAUUUUAAAUGGCAGAACAGAAACUAUAUUUCAGAUUCUUGUGUGAAUAUAAUUACAAAACUAGGUAACUAUUUUUAUGUGUUUCCAUAAUGACUCCAUUUCAUAUACAUUGUAAUUUAGCACCAAUCAUAAUAAAUCAUUUGGUAACAUUUAGUUGUUAUAUAUAUACAUAUAUUUCAAGUACAUCUAAGAGGUCAAUGAGUCAACAUUAUUUCAUGCUAACUCAAAAUUUUACAUGAAAGAUAAUUAUUGUUAGAGUUAGUUUAUUUCUAGUUUGGUAUGGAAGGUGGUCAAACAGGGGUAUAGGAAGAAGGAGAUUUGAUAAAUUGGUUAUUUUAUAUAGAGAUUUAAUAUAUUUAAUAUUAAAUUGCUAUCAGGACAAUGAGUGGAAGCCCUGCCUCUGUCUCUUAUUGAUUAGAUGGUCUUGCAAUAGUUAUUAUUAUUUAUGAAAUAUCAUCAGACCCUGCUUUCUUCAUCUGUAAAUGUAAAACAACAAAUCAUAAGAUUCUUGUGAUAAUUAAGUCAGAUAAUCCAAAGAGAUAAUUUAUCAAGGUGUCUGAGUCAUCAAAUAGAUAGAAUAAUAAUUCAGACAGCCUCAUUCCUACCAUUUAAAAUGCCAAUUUUAAAGUGAGGUUUGGCUUCAGCACUCUAAAUGUCUGAAUAUUUUUAUUUAUCUUCUGUAGUAAUUUAUGAAAUUGCCUAUAAAUAUUCAUUAUGAUUUUCAAUCAAAGGGGGAAUUAUAGAAGAAAAGUAUUUCCUCAGAUACAAAUUUUAAAGAUAACUUGUUUUUUUGCUAUGGUGCAAUGUGUCCAGCAGAACGCUUUUCCCUAUAACACACACUCAAAAAUGGAAAGGAUUGGACAGUGUACAGUUUGAGAAAUAUAAUAUCUUUCAUGCAUCCCACUUUGUAAUUUCUUCAUAAUAUUUAAUGUGACCUCUAUGGAUUUUUCAGUAAAGAAUCUUUUCAAACUUGUUAA